This is a messenger RNA of Dibothriocephalus latus, 276 nucleotides long. The record is from the annotation of a GenBank genome assembly. Lineage: Eukaryota; Metazoa; Platyhelminthes; Cestoda; Diphyllobothriidea; Diphyllobothriidae.
AUGAAACCAACGGUAGAUGCUAAGCCAGCCGAAUUUAUCGCGGCACUGGAAGCCAUGCCAGUGCGAACCAGCGCAACCGACGAGGCGAAGCACACAGUGCGCCAAAAAGUCACCUCAUUAAUGGCGAACAUGCCCAGCAAUAACAUGUCACCGGCGGGAGAAGAGGCGAUGAAGAGAUUCAAAAUGAACAAAGAUAUAAUAGUGUCACCGGCCGACAAGGGAAGAGCAACGGUCGUGAGCAACGCGAAAGCACAAGCCCUCCUCGAUGACCAGUAA